Messenger RNA from Micropterus salmoides (largemouth bass), 2252 nucleotides. RefSeq names its product oocyte zinc finger protein XlCOF6. Gene Ontology annotation, biological process: regulation of transcription by RNA polymerase II. The record is from RefSeq and is a predicted model, not a curated record. Gene Ontology annotation, molecular function: DNA-binding transcription factor activity; RNA polymerase II cis-regulatory region sequence-specific DNA binding. NCBI's taxonomy places the organism in Eukaryota, Metazoa, Chordata, Actinopteri, Centrarchiformes, Centrarchidae.
GGAAGUGAGGUGCUCUUCCUGUGUUAUUAUCUCUAUACACUAAUCUUCUAAUAUAGCCAGUUAGUAAACGUCAACUUAAAUGUUUAAAGGCUUUGCCUGAAUCGAGUAAUAUACAACGCACACUGAAGAGAAGAGCUCCUAAUGGUGACUAACGUUGCAUGAAGAUGAAAUCUGCCAAGAAGAAGUCUUUGCGAAACAAAGCAAAGAGAGGAGAGAAACAACAGGAUGUGGUCGUAGUUAAAACUGAAUCUGAGUUAGAGGAAGACUCUCGGGACGUGUACACUAAUGGAGAUGGUCUCGUAGUUAAAACUGAAUCUGGGUUAGAGGAAGACACUCUGGUGGUUUACACUAAUGGAGAUGGUUUAAUAAUUAAAACUGAAUCUGAGUUAGAGGAAGAUUCUCAGGAAGUUAACGCCAGUGGAGAUGGCCUUAACAUACAAAUCAAGGAGGAACCACAUUCACAGGAGAUCGGUGAGGAGCAGCAGCACAAUGGAGACUCAUCAAGCUGCUCCGACACUAAGCCAGACACUGUAGCAUCCUGGUCAGGUGUUCACCACCAUCAGGCACUCGUAAAGGACGAGUGUGACUCUGACCAUCAGCCACACAAUGAAUUCACUGAAACUGCUGUGAAGGAGGAGUCGGAGUCGUGGAUUAAAGAGGAGAGAGAUGGCGAAGAGGAGGCAGAGGAGGGAGAGGGAAUCUGCACAGAGUCACCAUCUGAAUUUUUUCCAUGUCCUCACUGCAAUGUGUCCUUUACUGACUUGGAGUUCUUGGAGAAGCAUGUCAAGUGGGUGCAUCAGAAACAGUAUCUUGCGAAUCUAAAAAAGUGCCUCUCAGGCCACACACUAAACCUCAUCCCCAAACACACCUGCGCUGUCUGCAACACUACUUUUAACUCUAAAGUACACCUUAGGGUCCAUGUACGUGAAGCCCACCCUUCUGCCCUCCGCCGUCUCCACCCCUGUCCAACCUGUGCACGCAGCUUCCAGUACCUGAAGAAUCUGAAGAAUCAUUGUCAGCGGUGGCACAACAUGUCUGUGGUUACCAGAGGAGGGCAUCUCAGCUGCGCUCUGUGUGGGAAGAGUUUCAAAGCUACCUGGGGUCAAGGGCCGCAUUUAUGUCAUGAACCAGAUAACACAGAACCUGAGGAUAAGCCAAUCUGUCUGGACACUGGCGUGCAGUGCCCAGAAUGUGGCAAGAAGCUAUGCACGCCUCAAAGCCUGGAGGAUCACAUGCGCACCCACACAGGUGACCGGCCAUUUGUCUGCAAGGAUUGCGGCAGGAGGUUCGUGGAGCGCAGCGGUUGGCGGCAACACAUGAAAAUACAUACCGGCGAGAAGCCGCACAAAUGUCAGGUGUGUGGGAAGGCCUUUUUAAGAUCACACCACCUGAAGUACCAUUUAACCACACACUCCAGCAAGAAGGAAUAUUCUUGCCCUGAAUGUGGAAAGGAGUUUGGAUUCAAGUCAAGUCUGGAUCUCCAUCUGAGGACACAUUCCAGUGACAAACCCUUCCACUGCAAUGUGUGCGGGAAGAACUUUAACACUCGGAGAAACCUGAGGGUUCACUCCAAACUGCACACCAAUGAGAAAGCUCACCAGUGCGGAGACUGUGGGCUGAAGAUCGGAGAUCUCGGGGCUUUGAAAAUUCACCUGCGGACACACACCGGAGAAAGGCCUUACCACUGCACAGUCUGUGGCAACAGGUUCAUACGCCUUGCACAUCUGCGAAACCACCAACGCACCCACACUGGUGAGAGACCCUACAAAUGCACUGAAUGUGAGAAGAGUUUCACUCAGUCUGGCGACCUGGUGAAGCAUAAGAGGAUACACUCAGGGGAAAAGCCCUUUGAAUGCCCAGACUGCCACCGCCGUUACACCUCCUCUGGUGAUCUGGGCAAGCACAGGAGGAGUCACACAAACCUGCGUCCCUACACAUGUCAAGAAUGUGGAAAAAGCUUUCGCUUGUCAGGCCAUUUGAAAACUCACAUGUUAACUCACACAGGGGAGAAGCCAUAUUCCUGCCCCAACUGUCUCCGCAGGUUUGCUCGCUCUCACCAUCUUUCUGGGCACGUGGCUAAAUGUCGCUGAGUGCUCUUGAGAGGACUGUAAAUAAGUUAUGCUGAUUUAAUGUAGUAACUUUCUAGCUGAAUACGGUCUACUGCUAGAUUUUUUUUAAUGAAUGUGUUAGUCAAGUCAAAACUAGUAACUAUAUAAUUAUUUAUAUUAACUUUCUGUAACCCUUUGACUCAG